Vigna radiata var. radiata (mung bean) is the source of this 1587-nucleotide messenger RNA. RefSeq names its product probable cyclic nucleotide-gated ion channel 20, chloroplastic. The transcript is spliced from 2 exons. The coding region runs from base 911 to 1486 and encodes 191 amino acids. The record is from RefSeq and is a predicted model, not a curated record. Lineage: Eukaryota; Viridiplantae; Streptophyta; Magnoliopsida; Fabales; Fabaceae.
UCUGUUUUUUUCUCCUCAGUUUCAUCGUGCUCAAUAUUUACCUUGAUUAUUAGUUGCAAUAAUUUGCUUUUAUGUUAGAAUAUGCUAAUUUUAUGGAUAAGCUUUUAACUUCGUUUUUAGUUGCUAAAAAUAAAGUCUGACAGAGGAGAAAUUAUUAUAUAAUCUCGGUCAUUCAUUCGUGGCUUCACUAAUCUUUACAUAACAUAUAGUCGAGUUAUUUAGUUUAUUGAAAAAAAUAAAAAAGUUUAAUAAUACUGAAGUUUAUGUUGCGUCAAAAUUAGUUGAGACAAUAAGAGUUUUUAACUAUGUAAUGGUUUCUGGACUUUGGAUUUAUAAUUUUGCUUCUUUUUAUCUUUUUUGAUGAUUUGGUUACUCCUUUUAUUCGGUGGUUUUUGUUGUUGUAAUGUAUUGUGAAUUUGAAUAAAGUUUUGGAUAGGAAUAGAAUGACAGAGAAAGCUCCACUGUUAUAUGGUUCUUUCAUUUUCAUGUCUUGAAAUAUUCACUAUUGUCUUUUUAUUUUACAAAAGAAAAUUGGUGACACGUGGCCAUGAAAAAAAAGCCGACGUUGCCCUUCAUUUCUUUUUUGAAUUAGUUCAUAUCAGACUUUGAAACAAUUCCAUCUUUUGACUGUUUUUACUUUUCACAAUACUGUUGUCACCCUCAAAAUUAUAAAAAAUUCUGCUUGAACAUGUCUGGUACUGUAUUAAUGUAGAAAGUUUGAAUUUGAAUUUUUUACAAAAUUUUGGUGUAUUGUAGAUUUGUUUCAUGUUUGAUCUUAUAUAAUCCUAUUUGUGAAAACUAAUUCGUGUGCAUUAGUAGAAUUUAGGCUAUAUUUAUUUUAUUCACUUCUUUUUUAUAAUUGACAUGAAGUGUUUGAUUUAAAAACUGAUAUGGUGCAGAAACAUCUGCAAUGAUUAUUUUGUUCAUUUUCUUAAAAAUUGCAGAAUCAACGAACAUUGCUAAUUUUGAAAAAACUGGGGAGCCUAGUCCAUCCGAAACACAUGCAAAACAUAAUGAACAUUCUAGAUCUGGGAAGGUUGUAUCAAGGACACGAAGUGCAUCACUUUCUAUUCCUGUAAUCUCCAUGGAGUCAUAUGAGAGAGAAAUUAGUCUUGUGGGUCAUACUGGUCGACUUCCUAGUGUAAGAAAACCAUCCUUACCCUUGAUGCUUAUGAGUGGGCCACUAUAUGUUACCAAUGGAACUGAAAAUCCUUUGAAGCACACUAUAGUUCUGGAAGGAAACAAAGUAGUGGAGAGCAAGACAGAAAAAUUUUGUAAUCUUAGUGAGAAAGAUGAAAAUCAUUGCAAUAACAACUAUGAUAGAAAGAAUGAACACUUGGUGAGGUCUAGGCUACUCGGAAUAUGUAAUGAUCCUUAUUGUAUUACUUGCCCAACUUACUUCAAGACCUCUAUGCAAAGACUUCCAAAUGAUUCCACUGUGUUUGAUCCCCAGUGCUCUUUAUGGGGAUGCCAAGGGUUUUGGUAGAAAAAGUUCUCUCUUUCUGAUCUUCAUGUGUUCCUGGAGUUAUGAAUCCUCACUCAAAAGUUGUACAACAAUGGAACAAGCUUUUGGCCAUUUUUUGCAUG